Messenger RNA from Nicrophorus vespilloides, 3768 nucleotides. RefSeq names its product rho guanine nucleotide exchange factor 4-like. The record is from RefSeq and is a predicted model, not a curated record. The transcript has 10 exons. Gene Ontology annotation, molecular function: guanyl-nucleotide exchange factor activity; protein binding. NCBI's taxonomy places the organism in Eukaryota, Metazoa, Arthropoda, Insecta, Coleoptera, Silphidae. Gene Ontology annotation, cellular component: cytoplasm. Gene Ontology annotation, biological process: intracellular signal transduction. The coding region runs from base 1 to 2526 and encodes 841 amino acids.
AUGUGCGAAGUGGAUGUGUACGUGGUGCGAGGAUUCCUUAGCAAACGGAAAAGGAAUGCGACGGAGAGCGUUCUGCAAAAAUUCAGGAAGACGUUUUCGCUGCGCUUCCAGAAGAAAGGGAGCAAGGAGAGCAGCUGCGCCUCGGAUAUAGGUGAGACGUUGUCGGAGAUCCUGGGGGAGCCUUCGGAGGAGGAGGUUUCGCCGCAGCACCAGGUCCUUCAGAGCAACGAGCCCAAAGAGGGCGAGCAAACCGAGCAGAAACACAGGUUCGGUCCGUUGAUUUGGCGUUCGAGCAAGGAGAGGAAGAAGCUGAACAAAGCUGCGAGAAGCAUGAAGUGCAAUUCCGGCGACAGCGGCAUCCAGAUAGAGAUGGCGUCGGGGGUGGUCGGCGGGGGCGGAAGUGUCGGGGGCGGCGUCGGUGGAGGCGGCGGCGGCGACAGUUCCGAGUCGCACGACACGGACCCAACGGGCGAGGAGUUGGAUAGCCCGCCGACUGUCCGGAGAAGGGGUGGCCCACCCCGCGGCACUCGACCACAUUCGGACCUCCUCAAUCAGAUCCUCAUUGAUCGGUUCAAGGCUGAGUUGCGCUCAAGGGCUCACAAACAUCAGCACGUGAGGAGAACGCACUCGGAUUUGGGUGGACAGCGGAUCUACCAGUGGGAUUCGAGGGCGUCCUACAGGCGCCUGAUGUCUUUGCCCGUGGCCCCGCUGAGGGCGCGCCCUCAGAGUCCCCGCAAGAAACCACCUGAUGGCAACGGGCCGCCCGGAGUGCAGCUGCGCAGCCACCCGCUAUAUAGGAGAGGACAGCUGCGGAGGUCGCUCAGUCAGCCCUUAGACAUCGACAAGCUAUCGCCCAUCCUCAGACCCAAAGCACCAGGUUUGAAAAUGACCGGAGUAGCAGUAAGCGAGGACGAGCAGGACGGUCGCGUCGGCACCUCCGACGAAGAGAUGAUGUCCGACUCUGAGUCGUCCGUCGCCUCUUUGACCGAACGCAAGAAGUCGCUGGAGCUGCCCAUGGAUGAGGACAUGGUGAUCCUCGCUGAGGCCGUCUUCGACCACGUCGCCAUCGACGCUGAAGAGUUGGCGUUCCGCGCCGGCGACGUGAUCGAGGUGCUCGAGACGGUGAACAGAGACUGGUGGUGGGGUUCGGCUGCAGGUCGCACCGGAUGGUUCCCCGCCGAUUCGGUGCGAUUGCGCGUGAGCCAGGAGGACACCGUCGAGGAUUGCCUCGCGGCGAUGGCAUCCGGCAAAUCCGCGCAAAGCCAGAUCCGACGAAGGACUAGUAUUUCUUUAUUAUCCAAUGACCAAGUGAGGACUAGUGUUGUGCGCGAGCUGGUGCACACGGAGCGCGAUUUCGUGAAAGUGCUUCAGGACGUCGCCGAAGGAUACAUGGCGGAGUGCAGGAAACGCAAGGACAUGUUCUCCAAGGAGCAGAUCGACACGAUCUUCAUCAAUCUGGAGGAGAUCCUGCGCUUCCAGAUGGCCUUCCUCAAGGACCUCGAAUCGUGCAUCAAUUGGGAGGCGCCGCACAAAAGCUGCAUCGGCAGCUGCUUCAUCAAGCACAAGGCCGGAUUCACUAUGUACUCGGAUUACUGCAACAGUCAUCCGAUGGCCACCGCCACUCUUCAAGAGCUCUACCAGUUCAACAAUUACAGCAAGUUCUUCGAGGCUUGUCGCCUGAUGCGCGGACUCAUCGAGAUUCCGCUCGACGGAUACCUUUUGACGCCCGUCCAGAGGAUCUGCAAGUAUCCACUGCAACUUGCCGAGUUGCUCAAGUACACCAAAUCCGAGCACGACGAUUACGAGGACAUCACCGAAGCCUUGGACGCGAUGCGUGGCGUCGCCGUACUCAUCAACGAGCGCAAGAGACGCAUGGAAAGUCUAGAGAAGAUCGAGGCUUGGCAGCAAAGAGUCGAAGGAUGGGAGGGUGAUGAUUUGAUUGAAGAAAGUACACAGCUGAUCCAUCAAGGAGAGGUGGUUCGUGUGACGACGGGUAUUUGGACUUCCAACAUAAUUCUCUUCCUCUUCGACCAUCAACUCGUCUACUGCAAGAAGGACAUCCUGAAACGCAGCACCUACGUCUACAAGGGUCGCAUCUGUUUGGACACUAGCGAAUUAAUCAAUGUACCGGACGGAAAAGAUCCUCAUCUAGGCGUGACAGUGAGACACGCGAUAAAGCUGUACAGCUGCGUCCGAGAUAAAUGGCUUCUGGUGUGCUGCAGAUCGGCAAACGAUAAGCAGCGAUGGCUUCAGGCCUUCGCCGAUGAACGAAAAUUGGUGGCUCAGGAUAAGAACGAUGGAUUGGAUUUUGCGGCGUCCUCCAGACACCUGGCGAAAAUUGCGGCGAGGUGUCAAAGGCGACCACCAAGAAAAGUCAGAAGUGAUAAAAACUAUAAGAGGGAUGCUUCGUAUAUGGGUUCGACGCUGCAGCUGAACAGCUCGAAUUCGAACAGUCUGGGCAGAAGAGUGGGCACCUGGUUCACAUUCGGAGGCAACAAGAAGACGCGCCACAGGGACGUUUCCUGAGACAAGACGACGUUGCUGUAGUGCAUUGUGCCAGUGUGAUACUAAGCUUAGAAGUAAAUUAUUUAUAUAAAUCCAGUGCCAAAAACAAAAAAAAUAAUAAUGGAAAAAGACAAGAUUAUUAAAGCAACAACAAAAUGGAGAAGAACUAAAGGAUUGAAUGGGAUAACGAAGAGUUUGAAGCCUCUGUUUCUCCCACGAUGCACGUGCAGCGACCCGAAUAAUCUUUAUAUAUUGUACAUAAACAUUCAUCGUAGAUUGUUGAAUAUCUCUCUUCUCUAUAUAUAUAUAGCAAAAUUUGGCGCUGCGCAAGAAUCCUCGGAAGUUUUGGGAUCUUCUCCGUAGGCCUAAACAAGCUGCCGCGAACCUAGGACACUCGCAUAUAUAUAUAUUAUCAUUCAGUAUUCAGAAUCUCACUUGAACAGAUAAGGUGGACUGAAGAUUGUUUUUUUUUGUUUCUUUCAUCUGUAUAAAAAGAAAAGUUUCACCUUUCCUCGCGGAGAGAAAAGCGCACAAAGCGUCUACAAAAUGCAAUACAAGAAGAUGAUAUAAGUAAUACAAUAAUGUGAUAAGAAGCAAACUUUCGUAUCCUUUCGACCAAGGUUUCUUUAUUAAACACCUUUCCUUCUCUUUAAUCUUUAAAAUCUUAAAUCUCUCCUAAAGAAAAAAAUUAUUGGCGCGACGAUGCCGGCAUGAAGCCGAAGACGAAGAGUGUGCCCUUUUUCAACAGGGUAGUAGACGCACGGCACACUCUUCAAAACAAAAGUGAAGAAUAAAAAAAAUUGAACAACAAGAACAAAGGCAGAAACAAGAACGAAUACAAAUAUAUAUAUAUAAAUAUAAUAAAUAUACAUAUUUAUUUCCACUUUCCAAACUUGAGUUGGAAACUGUUAAAUCUUAUUUUCUCUAUCCCCGAGACGACGCACUCUAUGCAAAAAAAACGCGCAUAGAUUAAUAAAGUGCGGUUAAGUUCGUAGGGAAUAUCACUAGUCAGUAUUUAUUAUUAUUAUAAUUACGUAAUUUCUUAAUUUUAUUGUAUGUCUAUUGUUUUGUCAUCAACGAGCGCGAUGUAAACAAAAUCGGAGCCCUCUUUCGGACCAAAUCGAAAACAACCAAAAAAAAAAUUGAAAACAAAGCUUCUUGAUGUUGUCACAUCAUUACCAUUCGCUUUUAAGUUCGAAUUUCUUUAACGUUUCGGUAGUAGCAAUAACUGCACAAAAUUUACGUAUAUAUAAAAAUUAACUA